Hyalella azteca is the source of this 1243-nucleotide messenger RNA. Its product is annotated as zinc finger BED domain-containing protein 4. Gene Ontology annotation, molecular function: DNA binding. The record is from RefSeq and is a predicted model, not a curated record. Lineage: Eukaryota; Metazoa; Arthropoda; Malacostraca; Amphipoda; Hyalellidae.
AUGCCAAGGCCUAAAGGCGACCUUUGGAAAUUUUUCGAAGAAGAAAAAACCGACGAGGCUCACGAUAACCUAGGUCUAAGUCAGGCUCAUGCUCGCUGUAAAUUAUGUGGCAAUAGUUACAAGGUUAACGAUGGAAACACCUCAGGCAUGCGUAGACAUUUGAUUCGUAGGCACAUCGAUGAGUUUAGGAAGUUGGAGAAAGAGAAACAUAAAGUUGGUCAAAAGAGAGACGGUGAUGUGCCCUUAGACGAACUGGAGAGCAUCUGUGAUGAAGAGACUAAUGAACAAGGAACCAGUGAAACAUCCCAUCAGGAUCGCAAGAGGCGGAGACUUUCAACGCCAGAUUAUCUUAUUGAACGCCAGACAAGCCAGAGUAAAUUAAGUAAUUUUUUCAAGUACAAAUCCAGAGAUCCAAACCAACUACGAGGUGACUUGGAAAUCAUGAAACUUGUUGCGAGGAUGAAUCUUCCAUUCGGAUUCGUAGAGGCAAGACCUUUCAGAGAGUUUUUGCAAUACUUUGACUCGAGGCUGAAAAUCAAGGCUGCCACAACAUAUUCUAGGUACAAGCUUCCUUUGCUGUACGAAAAUGUCAAAUCGGCUGUGGAUCAAGUUUUGAAAAAUGAUCUGCCAGAAAGUCCAGGAAUUGCUUUGAGUACGGACAUUUGGACUUCAAGGAACUUCGAUCCAUACCAAUCAUUGUCAGUGCAUUACAUUAACAAAAAGUGGAUCCUGAACAAGUUCAUUGUUUCCGUCAGUCCUUUCAGUGAGCGCCAUACUGCCGACAACAUUGCAAAAAAAACUCGACAAGGUUUUUGCCGAGCUGCCAGCGCCAGGAACUGUUCCAGUAGUCGUCACUCACGACAAUGCUGCCAACGUCAAAGCUGCAAUUCCAAAGUGCACUUUAUUGACGCGUCUUUGCUCUGUGUGGACCAUACCCUAAAUUUGGCCAUCAAGGACACUGUUGCUGCCACCGUAACCGUAAACCAUGCAAUCACUCGUGCUCAAAAGCUGGCAGAAAAGACGCACAAGAGUCAUUUGCCAAAUGAAAGAAUCAAGGCUGAAAUUGCAGCUAUGAAUAGAGACCUUAGUCUUUCAAUGGGGACCGAUACAGAAGAAAAUGUUACACAGUUCGUCUACAAAAAGCUCAUCACUGCAAACAACACCCGCUGGAAUUCUACAUACAUGUGUAUUCAGAGCGUCGUCGACAUGAAAGAACCCCUUUCUGCAAUAAGAGCAAGACCAG